Molecule: messenger RNA, 327 nt
Organism: Dictyostelium discoideum AX4
Lineage: Eukaryota; Evosea; Eumycetozoa; Dictyosteliales; Dictyosteliaceae
Product: chromo domain-containing protein
Exons: 1
Coding region: 1-327 (108 amino acids)
Source: RefSeq, a predicted model, not a curated record
AUGAUUCAUGUGGAUGAAAUUAAAUCAUUUAUUGGAGAAGACAGAACAUUAUUCAGUAAAAGAAACAAAAAAACCCACAUUCCAUUGGAAGAUGAAAUUGAAAAGGUGGUUAACAAAAGAUGUAGAACUUAUGGAACUGGUUCCAGAAUAGAAUAUUUAAUUAGAUACAAGAACUCAAGCGAAGACAACGAUAUGUGGGUACCAAAACAUUAUUUGGAUGAGGUGCCACAGCUAAUUAAAGAAUUUGAUGACAAAUUAUCAUCAGAAGGGGUCAGGAACGAAGAUAAUUUUAAGAUCCAUAACAAAAGGUUACAAACCAUCGCAUAA